Messenger RNA from Rangifer tarandus platyrhynchus (Svalbard reindeer), 726 nucleotides. Lineage: Eukaryota; Metazoa; Chordata; Mammalia; Artiodactyla; Cervidae. The record is from the annotation of a GenBank genome assembly.
AUGUUUCGAAGACCUGUAGUACAGGUGCUUCGUCAGUUUGUAAGACAUGAGUCUGAAGUAGCUAGCAGUUUGGUUCUCGAAAGGUCUCUGAAUCGCGUGCAGUUGCUUGGUCGAGUAGGUCAGGACCCUAUCAUGAGACAGGCGGCUCCCGAGGCAGCGGCGGCGGCGGCGGCGGGCUCCCGGGCCCCGCGCGCGCCCCAGGUCGGCCCCGCCCCCUCGGCUGCCCGCGAGCGCGCCCAGCCCGGCGGGUCCUCGCCGAAGCCGUCCGCCCGCCGCCUGCCCUCCGGGUGCCGGCACGGGCCGGGAGCGGAGUCGCCGCAGGUAAGCGGGGUCGCGGGGCCGGGUCCUCCCCGCAGUGAGGGGGUGGUGGGGAGGGGCGUCUCCAGCUCGGCUGCAGGCCGAGCCCCCUGCCUGCGCCCCCUGCGGGCGGGCGGGGAGACGCGGAGAAAUUCGGCGCCCCCGGCGCGCGAGCGGAGGGUGACUCCGGGCCCCCUCGCCCGGCCCUGCGGCGCGGAGGCGGAGCUGCGGUCCCGGAGACGCUCUGCCGCGCGGGUCCCGGCGGGGGAAGCGCCGCCGGAGGCCUCGUCUCCAUCCCGCCCCAAGGGCCUGGGGGAGGGGGCCCGGCACGUGAUCGCGGCGCGGCCGGGAAGUUGCUGUUAUUUCUCUGCGGCCGUUCGUUUUCCUCGCGUCUCCGCCUCCGGGCUGUGGACUGGAUCCCGAGUGUGA